CCCGACCUCCGUUCCUCCACAGUUUAACCCACCGUUACUCAUUUUUUUACGCGCAACCACCAUGGCCUCCCGUGUCACAAAGUUCUCCAAGACGAUCGUCCCUAUGAUGGAUCGCGUCCUUGUUCAACGUAUCAAGCCACAGCAGAAAACCGCAUCAGGCAUCUUCAUUCCCGAGAAAGCUCAGGAGGCUCUGAACGAAGGCCAUGUCAUUGCUGUUGGCAAGGGAGUGGUCACUCAGGAGGGCAAGCUUAUUGCUCCUGAACUCAAGGAGGGUGACAAGGUUUUGUUACCUCCCUACGGUGGCAGCGCUGUCAAGGUCGAUAAUGAGGAGCUCAUUCUUUUCCGCGAGUCCGAAAUCCUUGCUAAGAUUCAAUAGAUCAUUGAGCCCAAUCAUUUUAUUGUUUUUAUUCAAUAUAAUCUUUUCAUUUUAUGCAGAGUGAGAUAUCCAUUAUAUUUUGUUAUUAUUAAUUGGUUUUUAAUGAAAGUGGCACUUGCUGGCCCGCAGCAGAU
This is a messenger RNA of Lobosporangium transversale, 510 nucleotides long. RefSeq names its product putative heat shock protein 10. The record is from RefSeq and is a predicted model, not a curated record. Bases 62 to 376 code for a protein of 104 amino acids. NCBI's taxonomy places the organism in Eukaryota, Fungi, Mortierellomycota, Mortierellomycetes, Mortierellales, Mortierellaceae. Gene Ontology annotation, cellular component: mitochondrial matrix. The transcript is spliced from 4 exons. Gene Ontology annotation, molecular function: protein folding chaperone; ATP binding; protein-folding chaperone binding.